This is a messenger RNA of Anopheles funestus (African malaria mosquito), 2864 nucleotides long. It is a transcript of the gene Snx6, whose product is annotated as sorting nexin-6. Bases 466 to 1761 code for a protein of 431 amino acids. The record is from RefSeq and is a predicted model, not a curated record. NCBI's taxonomy places the organism in Eukaryota, Metazoa, Arthropoda, Insecta, Diptera, Culicidae. The transcript has 7 exons. Gene Ontology annotation, biological process: phagosome-lysosome fusion involved in apoptotic cell clearance. Gene Ontology annotation, molecular function: phosphatidylinositol binding.
UACAAACCAACCCAUGCGCAAUCACGUACUCAUACACAUUCAACGACCCGCUCGCAUACACACCAUUUCGUUCGUAUCAAUUUAUCUGUCGAAAGUUGAAGUUUACAACACAUAUUGUGCUGACGAGGUCUAUUGCAGAGAACAACAGUAGGAAGAUAGUGGAGAAAAUAAUUAUUCACAAAUCGCAUAAACCAACCCGUAUCUCGUGAACCUCUUGAUGGCUCGAAGGACUGUGAAGAUAAAUUAGUCAUUACUUUCAGUUGUUGAUUGUUUGCAUCUAAGCAUAUAUCCCGGCCGUGUAUCGGUGCACCGUACUGAUUCAUCAAAUUAGUUUCGUUUGGUUUAUCAGCAUUAGGCGUACUUUUUGUUUCUCAGCCCCCCUAAAUCAACUUCUCAAAGAAGGGAAGACCAUACGGGUCGUAGUGUAACCUGAAGUAGAACCGAAUCAUCCAAAAUCAUAUCAAGAUGAUGGAUGGAAUCGAAGAAAACGGAGCGUCACAGCAAGUGACUAACCCGAACGUCACAGACCCGGAAACCGUCGGUUCACGCCAGGGAUCCGUAGAGAGUGUAUUAACUACCGUUUCAACCACCGCCCCUCUACCGGAGAAUUCGCUCCUAGUCGACAUUUCCGAUGCAUUGAGCGAAAAGGAACGGGUGAAAUUUACCGUCCACACGCGCACGAACCUGUCCGGGUUUGACAAGCCCGAUUUUCUUGUAGUCCGACAGCAUGAAGAAUUCGUCUGGUUGCAUGAUCGUUUCGAGGAGAAUGAGGAGUAUGCCGGUUACAUUAUUCCACCCUGUCCUCCCCGGCCCGAUUUUGACGCAUCGCGCGAAAAGCUGCAACGGCUGGGUGAAGGCGAAGGGAACAUGACCAAGGAAGAGUUCAAAAAGAUGAAACAGGAACUGGAAGCCGAAUAUUUGGCCACCUUCAAAAAGACUGUCGCCAUGCAUGAAGUCUUCCUGACGCGCCUUGCCUCGCAUCCGGUGUUCCGGGAAGAUUCGCACCUGAAGGUGUUUCUAGUGUACGAUCAGGAUCUGUGCGCGAAAAUGAAGAAAAAAAUCGACAUCUUUGGCGGGUUGGUGAAGAGCAUCGGAAAAACUACCGAUGAAAUCUACCUCGGCGCAACGGUGAAGGAUGUCAACGAUUUCUUCGAGCACGAGCUGCAGUUCUUGGGCGAAUACCAUGGACACCUGAAGGAGGCUGCCAUACGGACGGAGAAAAUGACCAACAAGCACAAGGAUGUGGCCGAUUCGCAUGUGCGUAUUUCUUCGCAACUGCUAGCGUUAUCGACUGCGGAACAUGGUUCAAUGGAGAAGUUUCUAGCAAAGACAUCUGAUAUUUUCGAGAAAAUUAGGAAUAUGGAAGGUCGUGUCGCGAGCGAUCAAGACCUUAAACUUGGCGAUACACUGCGCUACUACCAGCGGGAUAGCAAUGCCGCAAAAGCAUUAUUAAUUCGCCGUUUACGUUGCUUGGCCGCGUACGAAACUGCCAACCGAUACUUGGAAAAAGCGCGUGCCAAAAACAAGGAUGUACACGCGCCGCUGGAAGUGCAGGAGGCGGAAAGUGCACAAACGCAAGCGUGCGAGAAGUUUGAAUCCAUGUCGGCACGCGGCAAAGAAGAGCUGGUCAGCUUUAGAUUGCGCCGCGUGGCUGCCUUCAAGAAGAGUUUGACCGAUCUGGCAGAGCUGGAAAUAAAGCACGCUAAGGGACAGUAUGAACUAUUGCGCCAGUCUUUACUCGCCUUACAAGAGCUGGUGUAAAGUUAAUGGAAUGCAGCCAACUACCAAAACCUCCCCCCUUCGGGAAAGUGGUACAGCAAAAGCGAAAUAAACGCAACCGUCUGUGUGGAACAAUAUUACUUCUGAUCGUGUCCUAGUGAAAAGAAGGACUACAAAAUGGUGAAGGUGAAAAGCACUAAUGGUAGAUAAGCAAUCUACUACACUAGUUGGUGCAGUCGGAGCAUGAGAUCUACAUGGAAAUGAUGUAAAAAUCAUCGCAAAACAUGAACGCAUCGAACCAUUGCGGAAGGCGUUUUAGGAAGAAUUAAAAUUCCAAAAUCACCUUUUAGUAGUCUAACAUUAUGAUUAUUCCCAUAACAUCAAGCAUAAAGUUUUAGUGAAGAAGUUAAAACAAGAAGAAGAAAAAAACACUGUUGAAAGCAACAUUGUCAUAGUUCGCAUUAUUACAUUCUAUUGUUGGCUGUUUAGAUUAGGAGAAGGGAAGCAGUAAUCUGUUGCAAGCAGUUUCGUGGCCGGUAGUUUCGCAUUUCGUUUCUUUGUUUUUAUUUGAUCCCAUCAAAUAUUAAAUAUUUGAGCUUAUAUAUUACUUUGUUAUGAGUUAUGAGAAGAAUAGCGCUCGAAUUCAAUGAAAUCAUCGUGAAUUAUAUAUUACAUUACAUUUAACUUCCAUCAUUUAUAUUCAAAAGUCGGUGCAUUCACAACAAAAAGGAAGCAUGUAUAUUGUAUAAGAAUCGGAGCAUAUUAUAUGAAGACACGGCAGGUGUUUUUAGUCCAGUUUUUUGUGACGCAAAGAAUAUUUAAGGCAAAACCAGUCGCGUUCAAAAAUAAAAGAAAAGAAACACCCAACCCAACUGGCGUUGAGCGCGAAUAGCAUACUAGUAGAGGAAUCUAUUGGCAUUUUAUUUUUUCUACUAUACUCUUUAUACACAUACGAUUAUUGUUCUUUCUUUCCGUCUCCGGAAAAGACGACGAUGAGCGACAAAACAGCAUCAUAUGGACUCCGAUUGUUGGAUGCUGUACCGAAGCCUGCAUGGUUUGAGCGAAGCGUACAAGUCGAGGAUAAACACAGCAAUUUGUAUGAAAUAUUGAUGAAAUGAAUAAAACAACAAAAAACUAAAUAAAAA